Ictidomys tridecemlineatus (thirteen-lined ground squirrel) is the source of this 1463-nucleotide messenger RNA. The record is from RefSeq and is a predicted model, not a curated record. Lineage: Eukaryota; Metazoa; Chordata; Mammalia; Rodentia; Sciuridae.
GCGAGACUGAAGGACCAAACGGGGUGGGCAGGGCGCGUGGGGAAGCUUCCGCGCGUGCGCAGUAAGGCCUGUCUGCCCGACCUUCAAGCAAGGCCGGUACCACCACCAUGUUCUCUCGGGCGAGCGUCGCUGGGCUGUCUGGCCGCGCCUUGCAGUCGCAAUGGAUCCAAAUUCGAAAUAUGGCAACUCUGAAAGAUAUUACCAGGCGACUAAAGUCAAUCAAAAACAUCCAGAAAAUUACCAAGUCUAUGAAAAUGGUAGCAGCAGCGAAAUAUGCCCGAGCUGAGAGGGAAUUGAAACCAGCUCGAGUGUAUGGAAUAGGAUCUUUGGCUCUGUAUGAGAAAGCUGAUAUUAAGGUACCUGAAGACAAGAAGAAACACCUCCUUAUUGGUGUAUCCUCAGAUCGAGGACUUUGUGGUGCUAUUCAUUCCUCGGUUGCCAAACAGAUGAAAAGUGAGGUGGCUACACUCACAGCAGCUGGAAAAGAAGUUAUGCUUGUUGGAGUUGGUGAUAAAAUCAGAGGCAUACUUCAUAGGACGCAUUCAGAUCAGUUUUUGGUGACAUUCAAAGACGUGGGAAGAAAGCCCCCUACUUUUGGAGAUGCAUCGGUCAUUGCUCUUGAAUUACUAAAUUCUGGAUAUGAGUUUGAUGAAGGCUCUAUCAUCUUUAAUCGAUUCAGGUCUGUAAUCUCCUAUAAGACAGAAGAAAAGCCCAUCUUUUCUCUUAAUACUAUUGCAAGUGCUGAGAGCAUGAGCAUCUAUGAUGAUAUUGAUGCUGAUGUGCUGCAAAAUUACCAAGAAUACAAUCUGGCCAACAUCAUCUACUACUCCCUGAAGGAGUCUACCACCAGCGAGCAAAGUGCUAGAAUGACAGCUAUGGACAAUGCCAGCAAAAACGCUUGUAAGCUCACAAUAAGGACAGAACUAGCAGUAAUGUUUGUGAGCCCAGGGUGUACCUCUGCUGAUGUUGCCCAGAGUAGCAUCAAAAAAUAGUAGUCAGGUAUGGUGGUUCAUGCCUAUAAACCGAGGCUGAAGCAGUAGAAUCCCAAGUUUGAAGUCAACUUAGUAAGACUCUGUCUCAAAAUAAAAAUACAGAAGUACUGGGGAUGUAGUUCAGUGUUAAAGUGCCCCUAGAGUCAAUCUCUAGUACCAUAAGUGGGCAGGGGGGUCAGGGGGACACCAUUAACAAUAUAUUCUCUGCCUCAGAGGGAAGUGCAUCUUACUUGAUAGAUUUGCAAAUACUGUGCAAGGUAUCUAUGGAAGAUAUAAAAAUGACUUCAUAAAAUUUUUUUUUUUGAGAAGUCAGUUUGGGAAUCCAAGAAGAAACAAUCUCUUGAGCUGGAUCUGUAAUUCAGUGGUAAAGCGCUAGCCUCGCAUGUGUGAGGCACUGGGUUUGAUCCUUAGCACCACGUAAGAAUAAAUAAAGAUACUGCAUAUUCAUCCACAACUUAAAAAAAAAAAAAA